AUGGGGGCCUACAAAUAUUUGGAGGAGAUGUGGAGGAAGAAGCAAUCAGAUGUGAUGCGCUUCCUCGCACGAAUGCGGAACUGGGAAUUCCGCCAGCUGCCGGCCGUACACCGAUGCUCUCGGCCUACACGUCCAGACAAAGCACGAAAGGUGGGAUACAAGGCCAAGCAGGGCUACUGCAUUUACCGUGUCCGCGUGAAGCGAGGGGACCGCAAGAAGCGUGUGGCCAAGGGCAUUGUCUAUGGAAAGCCAGUCAACCAAGGCAUCAACAAGUGGAAGGCCGUGCGGAACCUGCGGAGCAUCGCAGAAGAACGCGUCGGUCGCAAGUGCGGAGGUCUUCGAGUGCUGAACUCCUACUGGGUGGCCCAGGAUGCUAUGCACAAGUGGUACGAGGUGAUCAUGGUGGAUCCAUUCCACUCGGCCAUUCGCAAUGACCCUCGCAUCAACUGGAUCUGCAAAAACACCAUGAAGCACCGCGAACUCCGGGGCGUUACGGCUGCAGGCCGCAAGGCUCGUGGACUUCUCAAGAAGGGCAAGCGUGCCACCAAACUCCGCCCCUCGGCCCGUGCGGUCUACCGUCGCCACAGCCUCAUGCGCCUCCGUCGCUACCGCUAG
Molecule: messenger RNA, 615 nt
Organism: Durusdinium trenchii
Lineage: Eukaryota; Dinophyceae; Suessiales; Symbiodiniaceae
Source: the annotation of a GenBank genome assembly